AUGGCACACAACAGAACUGAACUUCCACAUAUACCAACAACUAAAGCAUCCGUGGUUUCUUAUCCCCAUCAGUCCAUAGAUUAUAUAAAAGAGAUACCAAAAUGUGACCGUCAGAGCUUAGUUGAAUGGAGAUUAGGCGUCCAGGAAUCCAUUACUGUCGGAAUACUUGAAAAAAUUUCACUUCUAAAGGCUGAUAUGAUUGAACAUCUUAAAAGGUCAAACUUUCUGGAGCACGAACAGAAGUCUCAAAAGGAUAUUCUUAUCAACGAAAUUAAAACCCUACUUCAAAGCAUUGAGAAAAUCGAUUUGGAAGUUCGUAAAUUUGAAGAAAAUGUACGAGAUAAAUGGUCUACGGUGAAAGAUGCCGCUGUAAACCUAAAAAAUUUAGAAAAUCAUCAUUUAACUAGCUUAACAGAUGUAAGAAGUCGUAUAACACGUUGUGAUCAAGCUAUAUCGACAUUAUCACAAAGAACAAAUCAAACAAUUGAUGAAGUACGACAAUUGGUAGAUACUCAUAAACAUGAUAUAAAUGAAUUGAAUGGUCAACUUAAAUUACACGAACAUAAGUUUGCUGAAAUAACAAAUCAAAUUGAUCGUGACAAUGUUAAAUUUAACUCCGCUGUUCAGCGCUUAGAAGAAACAUUAUAUAAACAAAUUGCCGAUGUUGAAAGACGUUUACAACAAAAGAUCAGUGAAUUACAGAAUGAAAUUCAGGUAUCUAUUCAGCAAUGUCAAGAUGAAAAAAGAUCCUUAGAAUCACGUUUGCUUGAUAGUAUACACACAAUGGCAGCAAACCUUGAAAAUCGUAUUGCAUUUGUUGAAGAGAAAACAAAUGAAUUGAAAAUUGACGAAGAAUUAUACGAUCGAGUUGAAAAUAUCGAAGCGAAUUCAUCAAAUUUUAAACAACAAGUUUUAAGAACAUUUAAAGAAAUAGAAACUCGAAUGAAUAAACUUUCUGAUGAUUUAUAUGAACAUCAUCGUCAAACUAUUGAAACAGUUCGUGAAGAAAUGCGUGAAGGUUUUCAUACAAUGCAUGAUACAUUAACUAGUGCAAAAUCUGUAUUAGAAAAUAAAUUACGUAUAUCUGAAGAAACAUUACAUAUGGAAUUAAGUCAAUUAAGAAAAUUAAUAGUUUUAGUAUAAACUGAUUAUUUGUUUUAAUUAUUAACAAUGAAUGAUAAAGUAUGAUGUUCAUUUCAUUUCAC
Molecule: messenger RNA, 1205 nt
Organism: Schistosoma spindalis
Lineage: Eukaryota; Metazoa; Platyhelminthes; Trematoda; Strigeidida; Schistosomatidae
Source: the annotation of a GenBank genome assembly